GUGCGCAACACAAUGAGUGCCGCAGUUGGAACUAUGAUUGGAUUAUCUAUGUUAGCUGCUGGAGCUUUAUAUGUUUCUUUCAAAGCGGUUACUGAUGAAAUAAAUAAGAAUUCUGAUACUGAAUCGGAUAACAUCACCAAGAGUUACUUACUGAUUAGUUCUGAUGGAGAAGAUACACAAUAUAUUUUAUUUACAAGAGACCAUUCGCCGUAUAACAUUAGGCGUGGAGAUUUUGAAACUCUUAGUGCAUCUGGGUUUAAUAUAAGUAACCCUACUAAAAUAAUAACCCAUGGAUUUUUAAGUGGUAUCCAGUUCGAGGUAUUUACGUUGAUUAAAGAUGCGUACCUAAAUGUCUCAGAUUACAACGUUAUUGGCUUGGAUUGGUCGGUACUGUGCCGUACUGAAUAUGUCUCAGCUAUACGUGGUGCAAGGACUGCUGGAGACGACCUAGGUGAGUUUAUAAAAUGGCUGGUUUUGAAUGGAGUUAGUUUGGAUGAUAUCCAUCUGAUUGGUCAUAGUCUUGGAGCUCACGUAGUUGGAGUUGGAGGCAGCAAAGUUAAAGAUGGAAAAGUAGGAAGAAUUACAGGUUUAGAUCCAGCUGGACCAGGUUAUGGUGAUAUUAGUGAAGAUUUAAGGCUCGACCCACAGGAUGCCAAACUUGUAGAUGUUGUUCACACAUUCAUGCGGGUUAUCGGUAUAACCAGACCUUUAGGACACGUUGAUUUUUAUCCUAAUGGAGGCAGAUACCAACCAGGAUGUCCAGAUAUCAAUAAAUUGAAACCAACUGAAACUAUUUUUUGUAACCACGGUAGAUCGUAUCAGCUUUUUGCUGAAUCCAUAAUUAACUCAAAAGCCUUCAAUUGUAAGAAGUGUUCCUCUUUGGAAGAUGCUCUGUACAGCAGAUGUUUAGAAGACACGGAUGUAUACAUGGGCCAAUCAGAGACUUACAAAUAUGGACUCUACUACUUUAAAACAAAUGCCGAAUCGCCAUAUUCUUUGGAUAAUAUCAAUGAUACGUAA
Molecule: messenger RNA, 1020 nt
Organism: Sitophilus oryzae (rice weevil)
Lineage: Eukaryota; Metazoa; Arthropoda; Insecta; Coleoptera; Curculionidae
Product: pancreatic lipase-related protein 2-like
Exons: 7
Coding region: 13-1020 (335 amino acids)
Biological process (GO): lipid metabolic process
Molecular function (GO): lipase activity
Source: RefSeq, a predicted model, not a curated record